This is a messenger RNA of Emiliania huxleyi CCMP1516, 4491 nucleotides long. RefSeq lists its product as hypothetical. The transcript is spliced from 3 exons. Gene Ontology annotation, biological process: microtubule-based movement. Gene Ontology annotation, molecular function: minus-end-directed microtubule motor activity; ATP hydrolysis activity; ATP binding. The record is from RefSeq and is a predicted model, not a curated record. NCBI's taxonomy places the organism in Eukaryota, Haptophyta, Isochrysidales, Noelaerhabdaceae. The coding region runs from base 1 to 4491 and encodes 1496 amino acids. Gene Ontology annotation, cellular component: dynein complex.
AUGGAGCCCGCGUCCGAUGCGCGUUCCCUCUGGGUAGAGGAGCGGGUCAUGGGGCUGUUCAAGAUGAGCAAGCCGGACAAGUACAGGAAGAUGGCGAGCGGAGAGGAGACGGGGGCGCCGCUCCUAAAGUUCUUUGACUCAGGCGAUAAACUUCCGCGAGAUAGGCGAGUGGUGUGGGACCACGUGCAGCUCGUGCUCGAGAUUUUCACCUCGUACAAGAACACGCUCUGGGCGCGCGUGGACACCGACGUCAUGAUCGACGAGACGAAGAAGCUCCAGAAGGAGAUCAAGGUGCUGCCUCGCCAGGCCAUGAAGUGGGACGUCUACCAGGGGCUCGUCAAGAUCAUGUCGGAGAUGGCGAUCGAUCUCCCGCUCGUGCAGGAUCUGCGCGACGACGCGAUGCGCGAGCGCCAUUGGCAAAAGCUCAUGGCGACGUGCGGAAAGUCGUUCAUCCUCGACAACAAGCUGCAGCUCGAGUCGCUGCUUGCGCUGCAGCUACACGACUUCCAGGACGGCGUCUCGGAGGUGGUCGAGCAGGCGCGUGCCGAGAUCAAGCUCGAGGCGCAGCUCAAGAAGAUUGCGCACACCUGGAGCGGGCUCAAUCUCGAGUACGCGCCCUUCAAGAACACCGGCGUCCAGAUCCUGCAGCAGCCGCCCGAUGUCUACGAGGCGCUCGACGACAACGAGGUUGUGCUGCAAAACAUGAAGGGCAACCGCUUUAUGGGAUUCUUCGAGACGCAGAUCACCGACUGGGCGGGCAAGCUCGGCACGGUCCGCUCGGUGCUCGAGGUCUGGCUCGAGGUGCAGCGCUCGUGGUGCUCGCUCGAGUCCAUCUUCCUCGGCUCGGAGGACAUUCGUGAGCAGCUGCCGGAGGACGCAAAGCGCUUCGACCAGAUCGACUCUGAGUUCCGCGAGCAGAUGACCGACGCCGUCACCGCAACGAGCCCCAUCGACGUGUGCACGGCCCAGGGCCGCGAGGAGGCCUUCAACAAGUGCCUCGCCAACCUCGAGCUCUGCCAAAAGUCGCUCUCGGACUACCUCGAGGUGAAGAAGAGGCGCUUCCCUCGCUUCUACUUCAUCUCGGCCGUCGAUCUCGUCGACAUCCUCUCGAAGGGCCGUAACCCGCCAAUGGUGCAGGAGCACUUUUCCAAGUUCACCGACGCCACCGGCGGCAUCACGUGGGCCAAGGAUGAGGCGACCGGCGCCGAGACGGGCCUGGCGCAGGGCUGCGUGUCCAUUGACAAGGAGCUCUUCCCGUACCCAGAGCCCUACCAGUGCUCGGGGCAGGUCGAGGACUGGCUCAACGGCCUGAUGGACCACCAGCAGGGCAUGCUGCGGCAGCGGCUCUUCGACUGCAUCAACGCGUACGUGGAGGUUCCGCGCGAGCAGUGGGUCGGCAUGUACAUCGCGCAGCUGUGCAUCACGACCUCGCAGGUGCACUGGACGUCGGAGGUGUACACCGCCUUUGACCGCCUUGAGCAGGGCAACGAGCAGGCGAUGAAGGAGUACCUGCAGCAGUGCAUGCAGGGCCUGUCCAUGUGGGCCAACAUGGUGCUCGGCGACCUCUCCAAGGAAAUGCGCGUCAAGAUCAAGACGCUCAUCACGAUCGACGUCCACGGCCGAGACAUAGUCAAGAAGCUGAUCGACGAAAAGGUUGACAACGCGCAGGCCUUUGCGUGGCAGUGCCAGCUCAAGUACUCGUGGGACGAGCCGCGGGACGACUGCUACAUCAACAUCUGCGACGCCGAGUUCAAGUACAGCUACGAGUACGUCGGCAACCCGGGCCGGCUGGUGAUCACGGCGCUAACCGACCGCUGCUACAUCACGCUCACGCAGGCGCUGCGCCUCAUCAUGGGAGGCGCGCCCGCCGGGCCAGCCGGCACCGGCAAGACGGAGACGACUAAGGACCUGGGCCGCGGGCUUGCCAUCUGGGUCAUCGUCAUGAACUGCUCUGACCAGAUGAACGCCAAGGUCAUGGCCAACAUCUUCUCCGGCCUCGCGCAGACGGGCGCCUGGGGCUGCUUCGACGAGUUCAACCGGAUCGCCGUCGAGGUGCUCUCCGUCGUCGCCGGCCAGUACUCGUCGGUGCUGCAGGGCAUUCGCGCUGGCAAGACCGAGUUCCUCUUCGAGGAGGAGACGAUCAACUUGAAGAGCUCGGUCGGCGCGUUCAUCACCAUGAAUCCCGGCUACGCCGGCCGCACUGAGCUGCCCGAGAACCUCAAGGCGCUGUUCCGGCCGUGCGCGAUGGUGGUGCCCGACUUUGAGAACAUCGCCGAGAUCAACCUGGCGGGCGAGGGCUUCCAGGACUCGAAGAACCUCGCCCACAAGUUUGUGGAGCUCUACUACAUGUCGCGCGAGCUGCUCUCCAAGCAGCACCACUACGACUGGGGAUUGCGCGCCAUGACGGGCGUACUGCGUAUCGCCGGCGGCAUGAAGCGCGCCGAGCCCGACAAGUCGGAGGCUCAGAUCCUCAUGCGCGCGCUGCGCGACACCAACCUGCCAAAGUUCGUCGCGGCCGACUACGGCAUCUUCGGCGGCCUGAUCCUCGACCUGUUCCCGCGAGUCGAGUGCCCGCCUCAGGUGAACGAGGAGCUGUCCAAGGCAGUCAAGACGGUCAUCGCCAAGGGCGGCCGACUUGUCGCCGAGGAGGUCUUUGUGCGCAAGAUCUGCAACCUGUCCGAGAUGAUGGACGUCCGCCACUGCGUCUUCGUCCUCGGCUGUGCGGGCUCGGGCAAGUCGGAGCUGUGGCGGACGCUGGCCGACGCACAGACAGAGCUCAAGGUGGGCGGCGGCUCGACCAAGUUUGUAGGCAUCAACCCGAAGUCGGUCACGACGAACGACCUAUACGGUUACGUACACCCCGUGACGAAGGAGCCGUACGACGGCAUCAUCGCAAAGGCGAUGCGCGAGCAGUCCAAGAGCACGAGCACAAACCCGAAGUGGAUCGUGCUGGACGACGACAUCGACGCUGAGUGGAUCGAGUCCAUGAACACCGUCAUGGACGACAACAAGGUGCUCACGCUGGUGUCGAACGAGCGCAUCCCGCUCACCGCGCCCAUGCGCAUGAUCUUCGAGAUCUCGCACUUGCGCAACGCCUCGCCCGCCACCGUCUCGCGUGCGGGCGUCAUCUUUAUGAAUGAGGACGACGUCGGGUGGAAGCCGUACGUGCAGAUGUGGGUCGAGGGCAUGGGCGACCAGAAGACGCAGGCCAUCCUCGAGCAGCUGUUUGAGCAGUUCGUCACGCCGACGCUCGACUACGCACGCAAGGAGAAGUGGAAGCACGUGACCCCGCUGAUGGACUUUGCAAUGGUGCAGGUUGUGUGCAAGAUCCUCGAGGGGCUGCUCACGCCCGCAAACUGCCCGCCCGGCUCGGAGAAGGACGUGUACGAGGUCUACUUCCAGUUCGCCACCAUCUGGGCGCUCGGCGGCGCCUACGGCUCCGACAAGGGUGCGGACUUUCGCAAGGUGUUCGACGCGUACUGGCGCGGCGAGUUCUCCAAGACGACGCUGAAGUUCCCCGAGGGCGGCCUCGUCUUUGACUACUUCAUCGACCCGAACACGGGCAAGGGCGAGCCAAAGAAGCUGCUGCACUGGAACGAGAUCAUCCCAACGUACAAGCACGACCGCACCGCUCCGUACCAGACGCUGCUCGUGCCGACGAUGGACACGACGCGCAUCAAGUGGCUGGCGUCGAUGAUGCUGAACCUCAAGAAGCCGGUGAUGCUCGUCGGCAACGCCGGCUCUGCCAAGACGGUGUUGCUCUCCAGCAUGCUCUCUGACCUCGACGAGGACGCCUGGGCAACCUACAACAUCUCGUUUAACUCGUUCACCGAGGCGUCGGACCUGCAGUUCAUGAUGGAGCAGCCGCUCGAGAAGAAGACGGGUUCCACCUUUGGCCCGCCCGGCAACAAGCGCCUCGUCUACUUCAUCGACGACAUCAACAUGUCGACCCCGGACAAGUACGGCACGCAGCCGCCCAUCGCGCUGAUGCGGCAGCAGGUCGACUACGGUGGCUUCUACGACCUCAAGAAGCUCUCCAUGAAGAAGCUUGAGAACGUGCAGUACGUCGCGUCAAUGAACCCGACCUCGGGCUCCUUCUUCAUCAUCGACCGCCUGCAGCGGCACUACGCGACCAUCGCAACGCCCUUCCCGGACACCGACGUACUACGCCACAUCUACAUCAACAUCAUGGGCGGUCACCUCGAGGGGGCGUACAUCUACGGGAUGUACAUGGACGGCGCGCGCUGGGACGUCAACAGCGGGGUGAUUGAGGACGCAAACAUGAAGGAGCUGUACCCGAAGCUCCCAGUCAUGCUCGUCAAGGCUGUGCCGGUGGAGAAGGCUGACAGCCGAGAUCAGUACGCGUGCCCCGUCUACAAGACGCAGUUCCGCGGCCCCACCUACGUCUUUACGGCCGGGCUGAAGACCAAAAAGCCGCCAUCAAAGUGGGUCAUGGCGGGUGUCUCAUUGCUGAUGAGUGUGGUCGAGUAA